Molecule: messenger RNA, 846 nt
Organism: Prorocentrum cordatum
Lineage: Eukaryota; Dinophyceae; Prorocentrales; Prorocentraceae
Source: the annotation of a GenBank genome assembly
AUGCACCCGCCCAGCAACAUGAGGCGGAAGACGAUGCGAGAGAAGGAGAAGCUGGACAUGUGCGAGCAGAAGGACAAGCUGCCCAAGGUGCCGGCGGACAAGAAACUCGUGAUCCCGACGAGGUUCAUCAUCUGCUGCGUCGACGUCGCGUCGUGCCCAGUGGACAGGGCAAUGAUCGAAGACCAGGUGUCCUGGAUGAACACAGGCUACUCUGGACAGUCGCCCGUGCGCCUGGAGAGCUUCGACAGGGCCGUGGAGCCUCCGCACGUGGACACGCAGCUGCAGUUCGAGCUGGUGAACCUGACGCUGGUCGGGGAUGCAGCCUGCGCCAGGCAGAUGUUCACGGACAAUCCGCUCGCCUUCAAGUACAACCAGGACGGGCUGGGGAUGCUGACCUACAUCGUCGCCACCGACGACCAGUCGGGCAUUCUAGGUAUGGCGGAGUUCCCAACCUCGGUGCCAGAGUCGAGCGAUGUCUUGUCCGUCCUGAUCAACAUGAACGCCUUGCGGGGCAUCUCCAAAAAAGUCCAGCAGGUGGAUAUGAGCUACGACGAGGGCGACACCUGCAUUCACGAGGGCGGGCAUUCGCUGGGACUCUACCACACCUUCGAGGGCGGCUGCAUGGACGACGACAAGGUCGGCGACACGAACCCGGAGCAGUUCCCGAGCUUCUCCUGCGCCGAUGCCCGCUCGUGCGACGGCAGCCCGGACCCUGUCCACAACUUCAUGGACUACGCGCCCGACUCCUGCAUGGUCGGCUUCACGGAGCAGCAGAAGCGGCGCCUGUGGUGCUCCAUCGAGCACCACCGGCCCGAGAUGUACCAGCGUGCUCUGAGGCCCAUCUGA